Molecule: messenger RNA, 5715 nt
Organism: Hippoglossus stenolepis (Pacific halibut)
Lineage: Eukaryota; Metazoa; Chordata; Actinopteri; Pleuronectiformes; Pleuronectidae
Product: forkhead box protein O3
Exons: 2
Coding region: 1023-3239 (738 amino acids)
Biological process (GO): regulation of transcription by RNA polymerase II
Cellular component (GO): nucleus
Molecular function (GO): DNA-binding transcription factor activity, RNA polymerase II-specific; RNA polymerase II cis-regulatory region sequence-specific DNA binding
Source: RefSeq, a predicted model, not a curated record
AGGAGGAGGAGGAGGAGAGAGUUCGGGAUUUCGCUGUAAUCACGUUCGGAGUAUUGAUUUCGUGAGCGCACUCCAAUUGGCAGCAUCUCCACUACAGCGCCGGCGCGUCAUCCUCAGUUCACAUCGACGGAGCGAGUUGUAAGCAAAUGAGAACAUGUGUGGGAUCUGAGAGAGUGAGAGAAGGACAGAGGGGAGCGGGAGGAGGUGUGAGGAAAAAGCCAUUUUUCAUUCCUGUCACCCUGACAAGUGGAUACCAGAUUUGAUUGCCGGACUAUUUUUUAAUUUUUUAUUUCAAAUCCUCCUCAUCCUUUUUAUAUUUUUCUCAGACUGGGAAUUUAUCGAUUCGUCACAUGCGCACGCCUCUUCAUUAUAAUUGCAGACAGUUGGGUGCUGUUCAGGCUGAAUGGACUUGAAUGUGCCGCUGCCAGCUUAAUCCGUGCAGACUGGAAGAUUUAAUAAUUCACGGUAAUAACGCAUUAUCGCCUCAGUGGCUGCUCUCUACACAGCCCCGCUGAUUUUGUUCCUCUUUCUUUUACCCCUUCUCUCCAUUCUUCCUGUUUUUUUUUCUUCUGGAGGAUUUAUCGACGCAAAUCUGCUCCUUAUCUGAAAUAUCAUCUGUUGCUGCAACUGGAUUGAGGAGCCCCCCCCCCCCACCACCACCACCACCACCAAUGACUGCCUGCGCUGAGGUGGUGUGGACGGCUCAAUAAGAAGCAUUUUAUUCACCAUUUGACCAUUUAUACUCCAGAUGAAAAAUGGACGAAAAAUUGUUAUUACUUUUAUUACUUCUCUUAUCUCUCCACGCCGAGCUGUGAUUUUCUUUUUCGUGUCUCCAUCAUGAUCCUUCUACUCUGUUGAAUUGCCUCUUAUUGAUCCGGACUGUAGAAGCUGAAAAGCCGUGUCACAACGCGAAUUUCACCGUGAAGUGAUAUUAAGGACCGUGGGGGAAAAUACGGAACCGUGGAGGUGUUUCCCCUCCCUUGCUUUCUCAUUUGAUUUAUCCCAUUUAAACUGAAGGGUAAAUGUUGAUGAUGGAGGACGACGAACUGGACGCUCAUCAGGUUGAUUCGGAUUUCGAGCCGCAAAGCCGGCCUCGCUCCUGCACCUGGCCGCUGCCGUGCCCGGAGGAUUUCCCCGGCGGACACGAGGUCAGCGGGGGUCUCCCGCUGGCCAGCAUCAAGGUGGAACCGGAGGACGUGCCGGCGUGCAGAGCGGGGCUCGUGGGCGGCGCACCGGGAGAGCUGAAGCACCCAGCCGGCGCCCCGGCACCCACGGGCGCGACGCACCCAUGCCUGGCCGGCGCGGCGCUCGAUGUGACCGGAUCGCUGCGCAAAGCCAAGUCCUCGCGGCGGAACGCGUGGGGGAACCAGUCCUACGCGGAUCUCAUUACCCGCGCCAUCGAGAGCACCCAGGAUAAGAGACUCACGCUGUCACAGAUAUACGACUGGAUGGUCCGUUAUGUGCCCUAUUUCAAGGAUAAGGGCGACAGUAAUAGCUCAGCUGGCUGGAAGAACUCCAUCCGACACAACCUGUCCCUCCACACACGCUUUAUCCGAGUGCAAAAUGAAGGGACUGGGAAGAGUUCCUGGUGGAUGCUGAACCCUGAUGGAGGGAAGAUGGGCAAGUCUCCGCGCCGGCGAGCAGUCUCCAUGGACAACAGCACCAAGUACCUAAAGAGCAAAGGCCGCAUCAGAGGCAAGAGGGUUGGUCGUCCUGGGAUAGGAGCAGGGUCUGCUGUGGUGGGGCUCCAGGGCUCCCCCGAUCAUGGCAGCCCACCUCAGAAAGGCCUCCCAGGAGUCGGAGGUGCAACUGGGACAGAUGGAGAGUUUGACGCCUGGACAGACCUCCAUUCCAGGGCUAGCUCGUCAGCCUCGACCCUCAGUGGCCGUCUGUCACCUAUCCUUGCUGAGGAAGAACCUGAGGAACCAGAGGAGGGUGGCUUAUCCUGUUCAACAUCCCCCCAUCUCUACCCCUCACCGACCAGUGCCCGCUCCCCAUCCAUGGGAGCUGGGAAUCGCUGUCCUCCCCUUGAGCAGCUGCCUCAGCUGGCUAACCUGGCAGGGGCCAUCAGGCUGGAUGAGCAGCUCAUGGAGGAGACUUAUCAUCACCAUCACUCACAGCAGCCGCAACACCAGCAGCACCCGGCUGUUGGUAGACACAAGCAGCAAACCCCUGUUUACCACUACAGCUCUGGAGUGAAGGGGCAGAGCUCUUAUAGUGCCAGCGUCUACGGAGCAACAGGCAUGGGGAUGCUGCGCCACCACUCACCAAUGCAGACCAUUCAGGAGAACAAGCCAGCCAGUUUCUCUGGAACCAUGCGGGCAUACUCCAGUACCAAUGCCCUGCAGAGUCUGCUAACAGGGGGUCCAGUUGGGCAGCAAUAUUGUUCCAAGGACAUGAUGCUGGGACAGGAGAGGGAAAGUCAUCCUAUGAUUGGUCAAGCAAGUAAUGGAGUAAGCUCCAACCAUCACAGCCACCUCCCUGGUCACCACAAUGGUCACAGUCACAGCCACAAUGGACCUCAUAGUCACAGCUCAGCUCAUAGCCAUAACAGAACUCAUAGCCAUACUCCUACUCAUAAUCACAACAGUGUAACCAACCACAACUCACCCCACAGCCUCGUUCACAACAGUCUCAACCUCAACCAGAGCCAUAACCACACCCCCCCCCGGGCUGUGGCUCUGGCCCCACGUGGCAACAGCAAUCAGCUGCAGACCUACAACCACAAAGCUCCCUACCUGUACAGCCCCCCAUCACAUGCCCACCUCCCGGCCUCCACCACCCUACCCCCAAACCCAGCGGGUAUGCUUGGCAUGCCCCAGGACUCCUGCCAUGUGGCCGCCGCCCCACACCCGCACCCCCGUCAGAACCAUUACCUUGACCCCCAACACCUAGGCAUGACAAACGGACUUUACCACCAUGUCCAGGGGAUGGGGAACGGUAACAUCGGUAGCAACUACCACAGCUAUCACCAACCUCACACCCUUGAGAGACUACCUGCCGAUUUGGACAUUGACAUGUUCCACGGUAGCUUGGACUGCGAUGUGGAGUCCAUCCUCCUCCAUGACAUUAUGGACUCUGGGGAGGAGAUGGACUUUAAUUUUGACUGCUCCCUAGCCCAGGGGGUGGGCAUUGGCAUGGGUAUGGGCAUGGGUGUGACCAUGGGCAUGGGGAUGGGGAUGAGCAGUCUUGCCAGUCCACAGCAAGCCCACAGCAACCAGAGCUGGGUGCCAGGCUGAAGUCAAGGACAACACAUCCCACCCCCAGAAAGAACUACCCCACCCAAGAAGCACUGUGCUCAGCUGUGACACUCCGGACUUGACACAGAGACUAUACGACCAACUCCCCCAUCUCCCUUUGUUGUCCUGACAGUUCUUCUGUCACCCCCUCCUCUUUUUAUCCCCCUCCCCUCCAAGAUGUCACAUUAGGUUUUUCCUUGUACUAGCUAUACUGUGAUGACAAUCUCUCAGCUGUGAUUGCCCAACAUCGCUUCUCAUCUACCAUGAGAACUGAACUCUCAAUGCACUUUAUUGCAAGUGGGUCACAUCUCACAGUGCAACACGUUCACAGAGCAGCUCAGGCAGAGCUCGGCAUGUUUUGUAAGGUGGCGGCGGGAUUUGAUCGGAGCAAUUGUGUAAAUCAAAAGCUCAGUUGAUAAAAUGUCAGAUCUUGGCACUGAAUUAAAAUCGGACCCGUUAGUUUCAUAUUCUGUCGUUGACAGUGGUGAGGACAACCCCUUUUUUUGUUGUUGCAAUAAAGCCGUAACUUCAUUUUUAUUAGAUUUUUGUUUUUUGUUUGUUCAGAGCUUUCCCUUAUUUCAAACCUUUCCAAAUUUAAGAUUUUGAUUAAAAAUUUUAAUUGAUAUUUAAUAAAAAAAAUGAAUAUGCCUGAUUUGAGUAUUUGUACAAUAGAAUUCUGAUCUGAAACCACUUAAAUGGUGACAUUCACUUAAUCAUUGCUUCCAAUUAAUUAUCUUACAUCAACAGUGCUGUUAUUUACAGCUUCAUGCAUUCAGUCCUUGGCACUGUGACUUCUCUCUCGGAUGCAACAUUUUGUCAAUGACCUUUUGCUAUUGCUGGGAGAAUAUUGUCACUACAUCGUUAAAAGGAUUCUAUCAUUACUGGCUAGCAUGCAAUUUGGUGAAUUAAAAUGUCAUAUCACCUUGUCUCACCUGUUCUUCUUGUGCCAGCUCCCCCUCUCUCUCCCUUUAUCUGUCUCCCUCUCUCUGCCUGCCAGUGGAGACAAAGUGGCCAUUUCUCACACCAAGCCAUUAAUGUGCUUUGAUUGAAAUUCAGCAUCUUGCUUUUAAUCUCCAAAGUGAUGUGGCAGCGAUGCGUCAUUAUUGAGAAUCUACCGCGUUGUCCUCCCAUCUCUCACCCCGGCCGUCCGGGCCGCCACUCGCCUCUCCAACUUAAUGUGCCAAGAAAGCGAGACAAAACUGUGAUUAACGCCAAGUCACUCUGCCUGCUGUCCUGCUCUGAGAAGGGCCAAUGUCACUGUCCGCUUGCCUGCUCACAGAGGGUACAAAAAAUAGAAAAGAUGGAGACAAGGAUAGAACAAGUCUGUCGUUGCAGUGGGAUCAGUCAUCAGCCUCAGUUUCCGUGCUCAUUGGGCAUGUGUAUGAAAACAUGUAGCGUAUUGGUAUCGUAAAUCAUUUCCAUAUCUGUAUUCUGUGUUCCCUUGUUCCCAUGUUUUCUGAGCUUUUACCCUGAGCGUCAACAACUCAAAUAGGUGCAAAGAGAGGAGAUUUACAGAGAAAACAAUCAGCCAGUCAGAAUGGCAUGAGUCUACGUCAAACAGGGUUGUGAUGCACCACAGCCAUCCACAUCCACUUUUUGUGUGUUUAUUCUGUUGUCUUGUAGUUGUUGUUGUAUUGUUGAAAUUCCAAGGACCAACAAGAACAGCGCUGAAAUAGCAGCAGUGUAAGGAUGUUAUUCAAUGGUGAAAUGAUGUUGGUAGUGCGAUACGACCUUCCUAUACUCCAAUACUGUGCCCCCCUCACACAUGUGCUCUGCUCAAUUGUCUCUGUGUGUGUGAGUGGGGGAGACUGAAGCUUGUGUCUCACUGGCCUUGGGAGAGAGAAAAAAAGAGGACAUCCCUAUUCUCUGCCUCCCUCAAGCAGACUCUCUGCGCUUGGUCUGUACCAAGUACAGCACACAAAGGAAACGAGGGGGGUGCGGGGGUGUACAGGUGGGGCGGGGCUUAUUGUUCCAGCCAAAGGUCAAGCAUGGCACAGACUAUCAGACCUAUUAUUGAGGUAAAUACUUAUAUUUCAGGGCUUUUAGCCACACUGGUUCCACUUAAUCUAUGUGGAAAAUUAGUGGGAUUUUCUAAGCAAAUGGGCCUCACAAAGCAGUUCUGUUAUAUCCUAUGCUACAGACAUUUAGCAAUGCCCUGCUAUUGGAGAGAGAGCUAUAUAUGAUGUCUAAUUUUCCUAUAUUUAUUUAUGAAAGAGAUUGGUCUUUGUCUCUCCCAGAUGUGGUCGUUGUUUGAGUCUACUCCUGUCCCCUUCCUUUUAUUUUUCUCAGUUUUUUAAGAUGUCACUCUCCCUUUGCCCCUUUACUGACUUUUAUUUUGUACAAAAUCUAUAUAUUAAGAAUAUUGUAUAAUAGUUUUUAAAAAUCUCAAAAAGAGUAUCAGUUUUGUUGUCUAUUUCUUUUCUAAGAGAAUGUAUCUCAUCAUCUGGUGACUGUUAAAUAAAUGAAAUCAAAAGAA